AUGAAGACUCGCAACGCCUACAACGCGAGACAAACCGUCUUCAUGGUGUUAUGGAACCACCGAUAUCUCGUGAUGCUUAUUUUCAUCGCGACAUACAUCUCGCUUGAAUUGUUUCACGGUAUUAGGGAAGAUGUAAAUUCUUUUUGUCGAAAUAUCCCGAAACGCAAGGGCUCUGAUUUCGAUCGACAAUAUACAACGAUCCCUCUCUUUACGACCACCUACACCAGAAAUCACUACCAUCACUACCACAAAACUCCUCCUCCUCAGGGUAUUCCCCAAGAUUCCAACUACCCUUCACCUCUAAAUGAUUCUCAACCAAACCUUAAAUUCUGCUCCGAUUCCGACAAAUGUAAAUUCCUCUUUCCCUAUCAACCACCGUCCUACAAAAGUUCAAAAUCCAUUCAGAUUCAGUUCUUCACUUACGUGAAUCUCGCUCAAAUACUGAACCUCACGGUGGUAUUACCAUCAAAUGUUGGACAGCACGAAUUUAGACUGUGGAUGAACUCCCGAAUUCGCAAACCAAGCAUAAUUCACGAGUUCAUUUCCGUUUGGGGUAGUAAGGUGGAAAGUGUCGAGGUGUUAAAUAAGGAUCAUCCGGAUUUUUAUAUUCACGAGUGGUCUGAGAAACUCGAUUUUUCUCUUUUCGGUAAAAACCGCGUGAAAGAUCGCGAUGGCAUCAAUGAUCGUGAACGAGUGACAUUCAAGAAAAUAAAUUUGGGGUUAAAAAGCUUUUCCUCAAAAAAAUCCGUUAAACGGGCGACGCAAUUUUUACUGGACGAGCUGAAAAACAAUGAUGCCGAAGUAUUAUUGCUGGCCCAUGACUUGAAAUUCGACGAGUUUACCAAAGCCUUUUCGGCCAUCAAAGACUCGAAAGAUUACGUGUCUGUGGAAAAGAUCGACGAGAUCUGCAAUAAAGUAAAUUUGUAG
Messenger RNA from Acaulospora morrowiae, 927 nucleotides. The record is from the annotation of a GenBank genome assembly. NCBI's taxonomy places the organism in Eukaryota, Fungi, Glomeromycota, Glomeromycetes, Diversisporales, Acaulosporaceae.